GAAGCGGCUUAGGCAUGCUGGCCACAUGACCCAGAAGCUGCACGUCGGCUCCCUCAGCCAAUAAAGCGAGAUGAGCGCCGCAACCCCAGAGUCGGCCACGACUGGACCUAAUGGUCAGGGGUCCCUUUACCUUUACUUAAGGCUAUCAGUGGUUUUUUGGCCUUGAUGGUGUCCAGGUAUUGUCAGGGACUGGACUGAGGAGGAAUGGUAGGGGCCGACCUCCCUUCUCCUGAACCUUCCCAAGAACAGGAGGACAGUAUAGAUUUAGAACAGUGGUUUGCAGAAGGCCAUAGUUCAGAGGCUGCAGAAGGGAAAUAUUGGGAGAAGAACAGCAGGAAGAAGAAGCGCUGGGGGAGAAACAGCUGACAGACUCAGUGUCUUUGGAAAGCCUUCCCGAGCCCCCCUCUUCCAGGACUAGGCGGGCAUUGAGAGUAGUAGAACAGAAAACUCAGAGGCAGAAAGCUCAGUUCAGCCAUCGCAGGGAUGACGGAGGGGGUUGGACUUUACUCGGAGCGAUGCCAUUAUUUAAUAGAGACUGCAUUCCUUCAUCUCUCUCUCUCUGUGAAUACUGAAUAAAUGACGUGGUAAGCCAGUCAUCUGAUACUCAGUAUCGAGGAUCCAUGGCAAGCGUUUCAACAAGGAGAAGAAAGUCCAUAAGAUCCCACAAAUGGGCGCUGACAAGGCAGCUUCUGCUAGUUACCCUGCUUACUUCCUCUGGCUCAUCUCUACAAUAUGGUUACAACCUCUGGGUGGCCAGCCAUCCAUCUACGCUCAUAUCAAACUUUUACAAUGGCACGUAUCAACAGAGGAAGAAGGCCAACGUAGAUGAAGAAGACUAUAUUGAUUUCCUCUACACUUUCACCAUUGCAAUCUAUUCCCUUGGAGGCCUGAUUGGGUCCCUUCUGGUCAGCUUCAUGGUGGACAGAUACGGCAGGAAAGGGGCCUUGGUAAUAAAUAACAUUAUGUCCAUAUUCUCUGCUGGUUUCAUGGGAUGUUCUGCUGUGAUACAUGCCUAUGAAUACACCAUAUUUUCACGCUUGGUCACUGGAAUGUGCUCAGGCAUGUUCUCCUGCAUCGUCCCACUAUACCUUGGAGAGAUAUCCCCUAGAAACAUGAGGGGGUCCAUUAUGACGGUCCCUAUGAUCUUUGUCACCAUUGGCGUCAUGGUCUCACAAAUCCUUAGUCUUCAAGAGCUUCUCGGGACUGAGAAAGGUUGGCCGCUAUUGCUGUGCUUCACUGGAAUCCUGGCGGUGUUUCAAGUCAUCGUCUUGCCCAGCUUCCCCGAAAGCCCAAGGUUUCUCCUGAUUCAGAGGAAUGAUGAGGUGAAAGCCAGGCAAGUCUUGCAGAGGCUGAGAUGCCAUGAUGAUGUGGAGAGUGAGCUUGAGGAGCUCCACCAGGAGAACGUCUCGGUAAGGGUGGAGAAGGAGAUGAACGGGAUGAAGCUGCUGUGCAACCAAGCCAUGCGUUGGCAAAUAAUCUCCGUGGUCAUCCUCAUGAGUGGCCAACAGCUCACAGGCGUCAAUGCGGUGUUCUAUUACUCAGAGAGAAUCUAUGCAACUUUGAGGGUCAAGAAGCAGGAAGCCCGGUAUAUCACUGUGUUGGCAAGUAUUUUCAUCGCAAUCUCGCUGAUGAUCGUGGUUUAUACAGUGGAUUUAGUGGGGCGAAGGAUCCUCCUCCUCACUGGAUUUGCGAUAUGCAGCAUCCUCUGCAUUCUGUUAACCAUGACCCUCGAACUUCAGGAAACCAUGCCAUGGAUGACAUACGUCACUUCAGUCUUUUUCCUCAUCUUGAUCUUUGGGCACAUCCUUGGGCCAGGUCCCAUACCCAACGUGAUCAUACUGGAGCUGUUCCUCCAGCCAUCCCGCUCCAUAGCCUUCAUGCUCGGGGGCUUUGUGCACUGGUUCCUGCACUUCAUUAUGGGGAUGAUAUUCAUUCAGAUAGAGACACGGAUUGGUUCCUACACCUUCCUCCUCUUCUGGCCUCUCUGCGUGUUCAGCUUCAUUUACAUCUUCAAGGUUAUCCCAGAAACCAACGGCAAGACCUUUCUGGAAAACAAGAAGUACAUGUCGUCAAUGGCCAAGAAGGUGAAGGUCCAGGUCCAGUUCCCAAUCCGGCGGACGUCACAGGACAAGGACAGAAGGCGGUCAACACGCCACAGCGUCAGAAGCGACAGCGUCAGAAGGGAUAGCAUCAGACCCGAUAGCGGCAGACGGGAUAGCAUCAGACCCGAUAGCGGCAGACGGGAUAGCGGCAGACGGGAAAGCGGCGGCAGACGAGAAAGUGGCGGCAGACGGGAUAGCGUCAGACGGGAAAGUGGCGGCAGACGGGAUAGCAGCGCCAAACGGGAUAGCAGCGCCAAACGGGAUAGCAGCGCCAAACGGGAUAGCAGCGCCAAACGGGAUAGCGGUGGCAAACGGGAUAGCAUGAAACACAAAGAAAGCCUCAAAAGAAAACAAAGACCAUCCGCCGUUUCUUAAUGCUACCUGCCCUUCGCUGGUAUACGAAUGACGGUUGCUUCUCUUCCUAUCCAAAGCCUACUCUUUUUCUGUUCAGACUUUUCUACUCUCCUACCAUGAAUUACUGCUAUAAUUAUAUUACCAAAUACACA
Podarcis raffonei (Aeolian wall lizard) is the source of this 2608-nucleotide messenger RNA. Its product is annotated as solute carrier family 2, facilitated glucose transporter member 5-like. Gene Ontology annotation, molecular function: hexose transmembrane transporter activity. The transcript has 15 exons. The record is from RefSeq and is a predicted model, not a curated record. Bases 621 to 2477 code for a protein of 618 amino acids. Gene Ontology annotation, cellular component: membrane. Gene Ontology annotation, biological process: monosaccharide transmembrane transport. NCBI's taxonomy places the organism in Eukaryota, Metazoa, Chordata, Lepidosauria, Squamata, Lacertidae.